This is a messenger RNA of Neocloeon triangulifer, 847 nucleotides long. RefSeq lists its product as uncharacterized. The coding region runs from base 156 to 755 and encodes 199 amino acids. The record is from RefSeq and is a predicted model, not a curated record. NCBI's taxonomy places the organism in Eukaryota, Metazoa, Arthropoda, Insecta, Ephemeroptera, Baetidae. The transcript is spliced from 4 exons.
AAUGCCAUAAAUAUUUACCCUCUUUUGAUGGAAAGUGCAGGCAGACGCCUCGUCCGCCCAGCAACACCAUAUAAAGCAGCUGCAAAAAAAUUAAAUGCACACCCGGAGCGCUCUUAAUCAGCUGCAUCUGCUUGCAUAGGAGACAGAGACGAAAAAUGGAAAAGCCAGGGGAGAAUUGUCAAAAUCAGGGACGAGAGACCCUUUCGGAGCCUCCACCUUUUGAAUUUGACCUGCCGCCAAUCAACAACCAGCAAGUUCACGAAGUGGUCAUCAACGAGCUCUUCAUCAAACUGCGUCUCCUGGAAAUCAAACUCCGACAGAUGCAGCAUUUCGAGGCAAAGAACGAGGGCCACCUUGCUUUGACGAUGGCCGAGAACAAGAAGCUGCUUGGGGAGAACAGCUUGCUGCGCCUCGAAAACAUGGCCAUCGGUGCCCAGGCCAAGUCAUUGGCCACCUCAGCAGCGGUUGCCAACUCGACCUGCCAACGCCUGCAGGAAGAGGUGCUCGCCCUCAGGGUGUCCUUGGAAAGGGCCAACCACCUCAGGUUGCGCGUCCAGGAGGAGGCCAACGAACUCAGGUCCAAAUUCGAGGUGGCGCUCCAGGUGCAGGUCGUGUGCCUCAAAGGUGAGGACCAGGCGAAAGGUCAACUCAACGCCGCUCUUAAGGAGUUGGAGAAAUUAAAAGAGGAGUUGGCCAACAAGGAGAACCAUGAGAUGCUCACCAUCACCGCAAAACUUCAAAGUUUGACUGUUUGACAACGAGAGACUGAAAAAACCCUCACAUUUCUCACUUUCUCAUGUAGUCUGUGUGUCUUGUCUGUGACUUUUUUCUAAUAAACGGACCCUUU